Panicum virgatum (switchgrass) is the source of this 507-nucleotide messenger RNA. RefSeq lists its product as uncharacterized. Lineage: Eukaryota; Viridiplantae; Streptophyta; Magnoliopsida; Poales; Poaceae. The coding region runs from base 1 to 507 and encodes 168 amino acids. The record is from RefSeq and is a predicted model, not a curated record. The transcript has 2 exons.
AUGGCCCAAACCUGGUACUACGCCCUCGAGCAGGACGAGGGCAUGCCGUCAUGGGAGCGCUUCAAGGAGCUCGCCAACCAGCGCUUCGGGACGGCCAUUCGCUCCAACCGCCUCUCGGAGCUGGCCCGGCUUCCCUGGCAUGGCACCGUCCAAGACUUCCAAGAGCGCUUCAACGCCAUGGUGUGCCACACCCCAGAGCUCUCGCCAAAGCAGAAGGCGGACCUCUUUUGCCAACGCCUCUUCUACCCGGAGGUGGCCAACUACACGUCCGAUGGCGAGGACAAAGCUGCGGCUGGGGGCGCUGGCGCCCAGUCUGCCGAGGAUCUGGACCCGGUCGUCUCCCUCAACACCAUCGCCGACAUUCGCACCGAGGACACGAUGAUGGUCCCUGUCCACAUCGGCGGACACCGUCUGACGGCCCUCCUCGACAGCGGCUCAACGCACAACUUCAUCCACACGGAUCUGAUGAGUCGUCUCAGCUUGGUGACAUCAAGCGCCAAACUAUGA